Acanthosepion pharaonis is the source of this 3942-nucleotide messenger RNA. NCBI's taxonomy places the organism in Eukaryota, Metazoa, Mollusca, Cephalopoda, Sepiida, Sepiidae. The record is from the annotation of a GenBank genome assembly.
AUGUCUUUCUUUCUUUCUUUCUUUCUUUCUUUCUUUCUUUCUUUCUUAGACCUUAUAUGUCUUUCUUUCUUUCUUUCUUUCUUUCUUUCUUUCUUUCUUUCUUUCUUUGACCAGCUAUUUCAUGCUUGUCUUUCUUUCCUUUUCUCACUCUUUUGCUUUUCUUUCUUUCUUUCUUUCUUUCUUUCUUUCUUUCUUUCUUUCUUUCUUUCCACUCUAAAAGGUUCAUUCCGCCUUCGUAGUCUCUGGCUUUUUCUUAACCCUUUGAUGUUUCUUCUUUUCCUCCUUUCCGUUUCAUUUCGCUUUUUACAUUCAACCCACACCGCCACUAUGCUCCCCAUCCCUUUAUUUAACCCCCUUUUCCCUAUUCUCCUCUCCAUUGUACUUUUAUCCAUUACCUUAUACUUCUUUCUUUCUUUCUUUCUUUCUUUCUUUCUUUCUACUUCGUCUUCAUUUUUUCUUCUUCCUCUUCAUUUUUCUUCUUCAUUUUUCAUUCUUCGUCUUCUUCCUCUCUUCAUUCAAUACUUCUUUACUUUUUCAUUUUUCGUCUUCAUGUUACAUUUUUCAGAUUCUUCAUUCUUCAUCAUUUUCUUCAUUCGACAUACUCAUUCUUUUUAUUCAUUCUUCGUCUUCUUCAUUCUUCGUAUUCUUCAUUUUUCUUCUUCAUUCUUCGUAUUUUUCAUUCUUCUUAUUCAUUCUUCGUUUUCUUCAUUCUUCGUAUUCUUCAUUUUUCUUCUUCAUUCUUCGUAUUUUUCAUUCUUCUUAUUCAUUCUUCGUCUUUUUCAUUCUUCGUAUUCUUCAUUUUUCUCCUUCAUUCUUAUGUAUUUUUCAUUCUUAUAUUCAUUCUUCGUUUUCUUCAUUCUUCGUAUUUUUCAUUCUUCUUAUUCAUUCUUCGUCUUUUUCAUUCUUCGUAUUCUUCAUUUUUCUCCUUCAUUCUUCGUAUUGUUCAUUCUUCUUAUUCAUUCUUCGUUUUCUUCAUUCUUCGUAUUUUUCAUUAUUCUUAUUCAUUCUUCGUCUUCUUCAUUCUUCGUCUUCUUCAUUUUUCUUCUUCAUUCUUUCUCUUCCUUUUUCUUCUUCAUUCUUCGUAUUUUUCAUUCUUCUUAUUCAUUCUACUUCUUCAUUCUUCGUAUUUUUCAUUCUUCUUAUUCAUUCUUCGUCUUUUUCAUUCUUCGUAUUCUUCAUUUUUCUCCUUCAUUCUUCGUAUUUUUCAUUCUUCUUAUUCAUUCUUCGUUUUCUUCAUUCUUCGUAUUUUUCAUUCUUCUUAUUCAUUCUUCGUCUUCUUCAUUCUUCGUAUUCUUCAUUUUUCUCCUUCAUUCUUCGUUUUUUUCAUUCUUCUUAUUCAUUCUUCGUCUUCUUCAUUCUUCGUCUUCUUCAUUUUUCUUCUUCAUUCUUCGUGUUUUUCAUUCUUCUUAUUCAUUCUUCGUCUUAUUCAUUCUUCGUAUUCUUCAUUCUUCUUAUUCAUUCUUCGUCUUCUUCAUUCUUCGUAUUUUUCAUUCUUCUUAUUCAUUCUUCGUCUUCUUUAUUCUUCGUAUUCUUCAUUUUUCUCCUUCAUUCUUCGUAUUUUUCAUUCUUCUUAUUCAUUCUUCGUCUUCUUCAUUCUUCGUCUCCUUCAUUUUUCUUUAUCAUUCUUCGUAUUUUUCAUUCUUCUUAUUCAUUCUUCGUCUUUUUCAUUCUUCGUAUUCUUCAUUUUUCUUCUUCAUUCUUCGUAUUUUUCAUUCUUCUUAUUCAUUCUUCGUCUUUUUCAUUCUUCGUUUUCUUCAUUCUUCGUAUAUUUCAAUUUUCUUAUUCAUUUUUCGUCUUCUUCAUUCUUCGUCUUCUUCAUUUUUCUUCGUCAUUCUUCGUAUUUUUCAUUCUUCUUAUUCAUUCUUCGUCUUUUUCAUUCUUCGUAUUCUUCAUUUUUCUCCUGCAUUCUUCGUAUUUUUCAUUCUUCUUAUUCAUUCUUCGUCUUUUUCAUUCUUCGUAUUCUUUAUUUUUCUUCUUCAUUCUUCGUAUUUUUCAUUCUUCUUAUUCAUUCUUCGUUUUCUUCAUUCUUCGUAUUUUUCAUUCUUCUUAUUCAUUCUUCGUCUUUUUCAUUCUUCGUAUUCUUCAUUUUUCUUCUUCAUUCUUCGCAUUUUUCAUUCUUCUUAUUCAUUCUUCGUCUUUUUCAUUCUUCGUAUUUUUCAUUCUUCUUAUUCAUUCUUCGUCUUCUUCAUUCUUCGUCUUCUUCAUUUUUCUUCUUCAUUCUUCGUAUUUUUCAUUCUUCUUAUUCAUUCUUCGUCUUUUUCAUUCUUCGUAUUCUUCAUUUUUCUUCUUCAUUCUUCGUAUUUUUUAUUCUUCUUAUUCAUUCUUCGUCUUUUUCAUUCUUCGUAUUCUUCCUUUUUCUUCUUCAUUCUUCGUAUUUUUCAUUCUUCUUAUUCAUUCUUCGUCUUUUUCAUUCUUCGUAUUCUUCAUUUUUCUCCUUCAUUCUUCGUAUUUUUCAUUCUUCUUAUUCAUUCUUCGUUUUCUUCAUUCUUCGUAUUUUUCAUUCUUCUUAUUCAUUCUUCGUCUUCUUCCUGUUCUUCUUCGUCUUCUUCAUUUUUCUUUCUUCUUCUUCUGUAUUUUUCAUUCUUCAUUCUUCGUCUUUUUCAUUCUUCGUAUUCUUAUUUUUUCUUUCUUCGUCUUUUUCAUUCUUCUUAUUCUUCAUUUUUCCUUCAUUCUUCGUAUUUUUCAUUCUUCUUAUUCAUUCUUCGUCUUCUUCAUUCUUCGUCUUCAUUUUUCUUUAUCAUUCUUCGUAUUUUUCAUUCUUCUUCUUUCAUUCUUCGUCUUUUUCAUUCUUCCUAUUCUUCAUUUUUCUCCUUCAUUCUUCGUAUUUUUCAUUCUUAUUCAUUCUUCGUCUUCUUCAUUCUUCGUCUUCUUCAUUUUUUCUUCUUCAUUCUUCGUAUUUUUCAUUCUUAUUCAUUCUUCGUCUUAUUCAUUCUUCGUAUUCUUCAUUUUUCUCCUUCAUUCUUCGUAUUUUUCAUUCUUCUUAUUCAUUCUUCGUCUUCUUCAUUCUUCGUAUUUUUCAUUCUUCUUAUUCAUUCUUCGUCUUCUUCAUUCUUCGUAUUUUUCAUUCUUCUUAUUCAUUCUUCGUCUUCUUUAUUCUUCGUACUCUUCAUUUUUCUUCUUCAUUCUUCGUAUUUUUCAUUCUUCUUAUUCAUUCUUCGUCUUUUUCAUUCUUUGUAUUCUUCAUUUUUCUCCUUCAUUCUUCGUAUUUUUCAUUCUUCUUAUUCAUUCUUCGACUUCUUCAUUCUUCGUAUUCUUCAUUUUUCUUCUUCAUUCUUCGUAUUUUUCAUUCUUCUUAUUCAUUCUUCGUCUUUUUCAUUCUUCGUAUUCUUCAUUUUUCUUUUUCAUUCUUCGUAUUUUUCAUUCUUCUCAUUCAUUCUUCGUCUUCUUCAUUAUUUGUAUUCUUCAUUUUUCUUCUUCAUUCUUCGUAUUUUUCAUUCUUCUUAUUCAUUCUUCGACUUCUUCAUUCUUCGUAUUCUUCAUUUUUCUCCUUCAUUCUUCGUAUUUUUCAUUCUUCUCAUUCAUUCUUCGUCUUCUUCAUUCUUCGUCUUCUUCAUUUUUUUCAUCUACAUUUUCCUUCUUCUUCAUUCAUCAUUCUUCUUCCUCAUCCUUCACCUCUUCGUCUUCUUCAUUUUUCUUCUUUUACUGUCCCUUUUCUAUCUACGAUUUCAUCGUUUUCUUUUUUUUCAUACAACUUAUACAUUUAUUUCUUCUUCUUCUUCUUCUUCUUCUUUCCCUAAUACUUAUGCAAUCAUUGCCUUUUUUCUUCUUUCCCUCCAUUCUUCAUUGACUUUCAUUCACCUAUUCAAUGAAGUCUUUUUUUUUCUUAUACUCCUUCGUCUACUUUCUUUCUUUCCUUUUUCUUUCUUUCUUUUUAUUUUCGUAAUAUCUAUACACUUGCCUUCAUCUUUCUCUUUUCCACCAGUCUUCUUUUUCCUCUAUUAA